This is a messenger RNA of Rhopilema esculentum, 667 nucleotides long. RefSeq names its product large ribosomal subunit protein uL11. The record is from RefSeq and is a predicted model, not a curated record. Gene Ontology annotation, molecular function: structural constituent of ribosome; large ribosomal subunit rRNA binding. Gene Ontology annotation, biological process: translation. Gene Ontology annotation, cellular component: ribosome; cytosolic large ribosomal subunit. NCBI's taxonomy places the organism in Eukaryota, Metazoa, Cnidaria, Scyphozoa, Rhizostomeae, Rhizostomatidae.
CUCCUGUGGGCCUAACUUUCUUUUCCAGUUUUGUACGAAGGCUGUGCAUCUUAAAUUGGUCGAGUCCAAAAACGACUCAUCCACACAGUCAUCAAGCAACAAUCUGCUAAAAUCUACCAAGUAAAAUGCCUCCAAAAUUCGAUCCAAGUGCAGUCGUUGUCGUCUACCUCAGGGUAGUUGGUGGGGAAGUGGGUGCCACAUCAUCUCUCGCCCCCAAGAUUGGUCCACUUGGUUUGUCACCAAAGAAAGUUGGUGAUGAUAUUGCAAAAGCAACAACUGCAUGGAAGGGACUGAAAAUCACUGUGCAGCUUACCAUUCAAAACAGACAAGCAACUAUCAGCGUGGUACCCAGUGCUGCAUCGUUGAUCAUCAAGGCAUUGAAAGAGCCACCAAGAGACAGGAAGAAGGUCAAGCAUGUUAAACACGAUGGCAAUAUUUCAAUGGAUGAUUUAUACAGCAUUGCAAGAGAAAUGAGGCAAAGAUCUAUUGCACGUAAAUUCUCAGGAACUGUGAAGGAAGUUCUUGGCACCGCACAGUCUGUUGGUUGCACUGUGGAUGGAAAAGCUCCACAUGAUUUGAUUGACAUGAUCAACAAUGGCAAAUUAGAAGUUCCAGACGAGUAAAGACAAUUGUAUGCAAUGUUAUAAAAUGAAAUGGUGGGACAUUA